Messenger RNA from Perca fluviatilis (European perch), 18520 nucleotides. Its product is annotated as protein piccolo-like. Lineage: Eukaryota; Metazoa; Chordata; Actinopteri; Perciformes; Percidae. Gene Ontology annotation, cellular component: axon; glutamatergic synapse; cytoskeleton of presynaptic active zone. The coding region runs from base 77 to 15454 and encodes 5125 amino acids. Gene Ontology annotation, molecular function: metal ion binding; structural constituent of presynaptic active zone; protein binding. The transcript is spliced from 28 exons. Gene Ontology annotation, biological process: presynaptic active zone assembly; protein localization to synapse. The record is from RefSeq and is a predicted model, not a curated record.
CGGGAGGUUCUUUGGUUUUGGUAGUCCUAAAGCACAGCCUACUGCAGCAAAGCCUGCUGAGUCAGUGACUGGAAAGAUGUUUGGCUUUGGGUCAUCUUUCUUAAGCUCUGCAUCCACUUUGAUAACCUCAGCUGUCCAGGAUGAACCUAAAACUACACCACCGACUCCACGUAAGAUGUCCACAACAGCUCAUGUCUCUCCUAGAACUACACCGCCAGCCUCUCCUAAAACGUUACCUGCAAAGGACACUAAGCCACCCACUGUACAGAAAACUGAGGAGAAAAAGACAGAGAAACCUCAGCAGGAAAAGACUCCUUCAACAGUACAAGCCAAAGUGGACAAUGCUUUAUCAGCGCCACCUAAGGCACCCACAGACAUCCAAGGUGCUUCAAAAGCAGUUCUGUCCAUCUGUCCACUCUGUAAAGUAGACCUCAACAUAGGCUCCAAAGAUCCUCCUAACUACAACACCUGCACAGAAUGCAAGACUACUGCCUGCAACCAAUGUGGAUUUAAUACGAUGGCAGUUGUGGCAGAGGUAAAAGAAUGGCUUUGUCUGAACUGCCAGAUGCAGAGAGCCCUAGGAGCAUCUGAGCUGACUGGAGGUCCUGUAGUGAAACCACUGCCCUCCCCAAGCAAGAUUUUUACAACUCUUGGCUCUGAACAGAAGGAUGUACCAACAUUAGUCCAAAAGGAGAAGUCUACAGAAUCUACAACAGUCAAAAAAGAGGCAACUCAAGCAACGCCACAGAAAAAAGAAACCCCCAAAACUGAGGCUCCAGUGCCGACUGCAGUCCAAAGGACGGAGACACCACGACGAGGUUCUGUGCCAAAGACACACGUCCUUUCAGGUAUUGAACAAGGGCAAGGUCAGGAUAGUGCUGGCAAGCAGCAGCCUGAUGAAAAAUCCCCACAAGUGCAGCUUUCUCAAGUGAAUGCAGGUCUUGCAAAACAACAAGCGGGAAAACCACCACAACAGCCCUCAAAAUCUGCAACCCCUACUGCAAAAUCUGUACCACCGCCAGCUCAGCCUGCUAAACAGGCUUCAGGAGGCUUCUUUGGCCUUGGCGGACCUAAAACACAACCUGCUGCUGCAAAGCCUGCUGAGUCAGUGACUGGAAAGAUGUUUGGUUUUGGUUCCUCUAUCUUCAGCUCUGCAUCUACGUUGAUAACCUCAGCUGUUCAGGAGGAACCUAAAACUACACCACCUACUCCACGUAAGAUGUCCACUACAGCCCAUAUCUCUCCUAAAGCUACACCUCCGGUUUCUCCCAAGAUGCCACCUGCAAAGGACUCCAAACCACCUGCUGCAAAGAAAUCAGAACCACCUCAACAGGCCAAGCCUGCUCCAUUAGCACAGGCCAAAGUAGAGAAAGUUCCACCAGAGCCUCCAAAAUCCACAGAAGUGACCCAAGUUGCUCCUAAAGCAGCUACAUCAGAGCCUCCCAAGGCUGCAGUGGCCUCCCAAGUCACUGUCAAACCAGGCCAGUCCACCUGUCCACUCUGUAAGGUCGACCUCAACGUGGGCUCCAAGGAUCCUCCCAAUUACAAUAUGUGCACUGAAUGCAAGAACACUGUCUGCAACUUUUGUGGAUUUAACCCAAUGCCUGAUACAGGAGCGAAGGAAUGGCUGUGUCUGAACUGCCAGACUCAGAGGGCUUUGUCUGGACAGCUGGGAGACUCAGGAAAAAUGCCCCAGCUUUCACUUGUUUCUGCCAAACCAGAGACCCUGGCCACACCUGCAACCAAAAAGACAGACCGCAAAACUUCCCCUACAAAGUCAGAACCUACACCUGUGGCCACAAAAUCACCGCCCACACCUUCCCCCAUCAAGGCAGUACCAACAGGUCCAACCCCAAUAGCAAAGGUGGAACCUACAUCUGUCCCCAUGGAAACCACGGCUACAGCAGAUUCCGCACAAAUCGAGAUCGACACCCCACACAUAACCACAACAGCAAAGGUUUCACCUGUUACAGCAGAAAAACAACCUUUAGCAGCAUCCACAGCAGGACCCAUUAUACCCACUAUGGUCACUGUGCAACAGACAGCAGUAACACCAAAGGUUGAAGGUCCAAACACAGAUGUUCCCAAGACUGUAACAGUGGAAAAUAGAGAAAAGGCAGUGAAAGUGGAGCUCAGUGAAACAGAAUUUCACAAAGUUCAAGAGUCUAAAGUUGAAGCAAUUGUAGCUGCAGCUUCCUCGUUCCCAGUGACUGAAGCUCCAGUUGUACCUACCUCCCCUAUUGCUGCAGAGGUUGCUAUGGCUGGAGUUUUCCCAUUGCCUGAAACAAAGCCAGAAUUGUCUGCUCCAGAGAAGACUAUUAAGGGAGUACAGCCUGAUGAUUAUAUCAAACUGACAGAGCCAACAAAUUCUUUACAGCAAGUUGAGGAGCAACCAAAGUCACAAAAACCACAACUGGUAUUGGAAGUAGAACCAGUCACAGCAGCUGACAGCAAGGAAAUGGCCGAUACGUUGGUUGAAAAGAUAAUUGACAUCCCCUCAACUCCAGGGACACAACCAGUAUCUACAAAAAACAUCAUCGUAAAAGAGCAAGAUGAAAUCAAAAAAGAGCCAAUGAAAGAAGGAAAGGUCUCCCUACCUACUGGGCAGGUUAAAUUGGAAACAAUGGUUGUCCCUGUGACAUCUACAAAGCCUGAAUUCAAAGCAAAGGAGCAUGAUGAUGACCAACCCCAGAUUUUACCCAUAUCACAGGAAUUAAAGGAUGGGCAGGUGGUUAGUGAUACACAUAAAAAUGAUGUAAAUAAAGAUCCAUCCAUUCCAGUAAAGGAGGAGGUUAAAGCUGAGAGAAGGCGCCUAAGCUUCCAAGCAAUAGUUGAGAGCAGCGAAAGUGAGCUCACACCCUCACCACAAGUCCAGAGGAGAAGACUAAAGGUCAGCAAUGUUUCAUCCAGCAGUGAGGACAUUAAAACUGAAAGCGCUGACUCCUCUAUGGAAGAUGAAGAAUUCAUCCGCAAGCAGAUAAUGGGUAUGGGUGAUGAGGAAGAAAUGUCUCUUUCAGAAGAUGAGAAAGAAAAUAAUUUAGCAGAUGGGAAAGCAAUCAAAGAGGUUGAGCUUGAUAAUGCUUCAGUGGCAGCCAAAUCACUGUCAAGAAAAAGUAGCACAGAGAAUGAAGAAAGCCCAGCCACGAAAAAGGCCCUCCCGAAAACUGACACUGCAACUGCCCAAGAUGUUCCUGAAACAAUACCCAGCACUACUUUCAAGAAAGCUAUUUCAGUCAUGAGACAAAGACAAAGCACUGAUGAAGAAGUAGAGAGCAUCACAGAAUCCCUGUCAAAGGGAUCGUCUAGUGUUCAUGUAUCUAGCUUUACUCCAGGAUCUUCACCCACGUCAGCUUCAUCUCUGGAGGAGGAUAGUGAUAGCAGCCCUAGUCACAGGAAAGUCAGUGGGGACAAACAGCAUCGCAAAGCUAGGCACAGGCAGCCAACCCAGCCUCUCCCCACCAUUGAAGACUCCUCUGAGGAAGAGAAGACUAGGGGGGGAGAGAAGACUAGGAAAGACAAAUAUGAACUAAGAGCCAAUGGCCAACCACUGUCUCCAACAGAAAAUGCUUCCUCCACAGAGAAUCUGAGACAAGUCACCGUAAUGGAUGAAAGCAGUAGAACAUCUGGCUCUGAGUACUCUGCCAGUAUAGAAUCAGAAGCAGAGGCUAGACAAGCUGUACAGAGAGGACGUAAGCCUUCACUAACAGUGAUCCCAUACACUCCUGAUCCAUUUAAAGAGAAGGAUUCUGUGAAAAAAUCAUUGAAGAGUGCCGAAGAAGCAUAUGAGGAAAUUAUUCAGAAAACAAAAGCUAUUCCAGAGGAGAAUCCUCCUGAUAUUGAGCCACUUUAUGGAGGAAUGUCAAUAGAGGACUAUCUUUAUGAAUCCUUAGUUCAGGAGCCUGAAAUUAAGAUUGGUGAAUCUCAAGAGGAAGAAUUUAAACAGGAUACUAGCUCUGAGUGUCUCAAAAAACUGAGGUCUCCAGAGGAGGUUUAUGAGGAGAUGAUACAGAAAAAGAGAGAAUUGAUGAUGAUAGAGCAAGAGUUUCAACAGGCCCAGACAGCCAUGGAAUCUUCCUCAUCAGGGGCUUCAGUCACAGGGCCUCCCUCGUUUGAUGAGACCUGUGUUGUGACCAUACCCACGGAAGAGACAUCCCUUACUGAACAAAUUGAUAUACCCCUUACAGCCACUGAAACUUCAAGUGAACUGCCAGUGAAGAAAAAGAAAAGGCCAGCUCCACCACGGCCCACCGAACCCCCUAAACGGUCUGAGGUGACUGUUGUUCCCAGUACUCCUACUGGAUCUAUAGGUUUUGUUAGGCCUAUGGUUCCUCAAGAUCCUGCACUCAAAAAGUCAUUGUUCCCCAUACCAGACCUCAAGAUCACACAAUGUUCAUCUGGGGAGGAAGAGGAUGACAGUCUUGCAGAUGAGUAUGGUGUUGGUAUUUCCUCUGACAUUACCCCCAGUGAUGACUCUGAGACUAAGGAAGAUCCAUCCAUAAGCCCACCUUUGUCUGAAACCGCUGAGAUGGAGCCUGUCUGUGUGGUGUGUGAAAUUCCAGAGCCAAAACCUAUUCCAACUCCAAUAUCAGCCCCAGAACUAACAGCUACACCCUCCCCCGUAUCAACAAUGUCACCUCCAACUUCACCAGCCACUCCAGAUUCCAGUUUGGCUUCAAAUGCUACAUCUUCAUCCUCAUUCCAGGCUCAAACACCUCUUUCAUCAGAUUCAACUCCAACACCUCCAACUUCAUUUGUAACCCAGUCACUUCCAGAUAUCUCUCCACCAUCGCCUGCCACAACUGCAGCAGUACUGUCUAUUGGGGGCUUAGUCUCUCAUCCCACUCCAACCACAGAUAUAGUUACAAAACCAGAUGUGGUGUCUGAUCAAUCCAAAGCUCAAGAAACUGCAGUAGUUCAAGUUAAGGCUGCUACAGCUGAAGCCCCAAGUCCAGCCCUAUUGGGGAAGGUAACUCCUGUACCUGUUGUGGUCCAAAUGCCAGACUUGGUUUCAUCUCCAUCUCAGGUGCCUAUGGAGGCUCCAGCUGUUAUGCAGGUCUCAGCACAGAGUCCAGCACCUGUCGUUGUUUCAGCUCAACCUACAACCAUAGUUACAGCUACAUCUGUUGCAGUCUCCACACCAGCUUUAACCAAUGUUGUUUCUGCUUCUGUCAUUCUGGCCUCAUGCCCUGGGCCAGUCAUAGUCCAGAUGCCUGACCUGGUUUCAACUACAUCUCCAAUCUCUGCACAAACCCCACUACCAGUUUUAGCACGCAUAACUACCCCAGCUCAAGCCCAAACCAAAGUGGUACAUGCAGUCCCUUUACAAGCAGCCAUCCCAUUAAUGAGCCCAGUAGUAAUGCCAGCUCCAACUCAAUCAGCCCAGGUGUCUGCACCAGCUCCAGCAUCAACUACUAUUAUCAAAAAGAAGGUACCACCCCCUCCUCCCCCUCGGUCUACUUCAGUGACAUUACCUGAGCCUAACACAAAGCUGCCACUUGUAAGGACUGUCCAGCAUGUCACCCCUACUAUAAACCACAACAUAGAUGGGAGAACCACAGUGGCUGACCAUCCAAUGCAGUCUGUAGUUGUGGAUAUACAGCCAAGAAUGGAAGACAUGCAAUCAGAUAGUGUGGCUGUACCUCAAAUAGUGAGCCCAACCAGACAGGGGCAUGUUGUCAUCAUAGUGCCAAGUGUAGAAAACAUAUCUCUGCUUGGCCAAACCCAACACGAUAUAUCUAGCACAAUAGCUGCCACUGCUUCUCUGCCAAAAAGUAGUCAAAUAGCUUCAGAUAUACCCAGCACAGAUACAGCUUCACUAUCCACUAAGGUGUCAGCAGUGUCACUAGCUUCUGCUCCACCACUUCCGCCUAAACCUAUGGCAGGGACGAAAGUUAUGGACACAGUAGAAAUACCUGUAGCAGAUACACCUCCACCACCUCCAACCACUUUAUCCAAGCCAACUGUUUAUCCAAAGCAGUUGGUUUCCACUGCAGUGACGAUUGCUACAGCAACAGUAGCACAAGUUUCUGAUACAACUAGCCCUAGUCAAACCGCCAAGCCUCCUCCACCUAUACCACCUAAGCCUAUAUCAAUUCCAGCUGGACUGGUUUUCAGCCACAAGCCAGGAGAGAGUGUCAAGCCACCUCCCCCUCCUGUGGCCCCCAAAGCUGCAACACUACCCAGGACCAAAGAACCUCCAAAUGUUCUGUCACUAAGCCUGACACGACCUGUGGAAUCUAAGUUGGGUGCAACAUCUCCUAAGUCACCUUUGUCUCCUAGACACGCAAAAUGUUUGCAAACCUAUGUGGUGAUAACCCUUCCAUCUGAGCCUGGCUCACCUACAGAGGGCAUAACAGUCCAGGCACCUGUAAGACAAGGCUCCAUCCCAUCUACAAAAGUGUCAGGGGUACGGACCACACCUUCAGAGCAGAAAACACCCACUGAGGCAUUCUCGGCACAGGCUACAGUUAGGCGAGCUUCUGUCCCGACUGUAAAGUAUCCACCUCCAAUAUUCAUAGCUCCAACAGUGGCAGUACAGCAAGUGACACUCUCUGAAGAAGUGGCUAAUACAGUGCAAGCCAGGAGAGACUUUGUGCCACCGACAUCUGUCACUGAUGUCACGGUAGUGUCAUCAGGUCAGGACGCAUCUAUUCAGGCACAUAGUGUACCUUUUCCAAUUAAGAAACCAUAUGUGCAACAGCAACAAUCCAUUCAGCAACUGCCACCACCUAAAACAAUGUAUGAAGUCAUCACAAUGCCCCUAGAGCCAGGGGUUCUUAUUCAACCCUUAACAGUCCAAGCCACAGCAAGAGCCCAGUCUAUACCACUUGUUGCUCAACAACCAAACAUAGCCACAGAGGUCAUAACAAUUCUGCCAGAGGUUCCAGCUGAAGCACUAGUUCCUCAGGCCCCAAAACCAAGUGCACCUGUGCAGCCACAGCCUCUGACAGAUUUUGUUACUGUACCACUGCAGCAUGAGGUACCUUUAGUUACACUAGUUCCCCAAGAUAUACCAGUUGCAGUCCCCUCAACUGUUCUUUAUCCACAAGUUUCAACCCAAGAAAUGCUACACAAAGAACAGGAUAUGCCUACACAUGUCAUAGUCACUGAGCCAGUAAUGGUAAGAUCACCAAUACCAGGAGUGAGUCAGCAAAUUCCAGCUCAACAGCAACUUACAGCAGUUGAAGCAGUGACUCACUCUAUAGAGCAAGAAUUGCCUACAUUUUUUAAUAAUCCUCCUACUAUUGCUGAAAUCCCAUCAGUACCACAAACUGUUCAGCCUUUAGAAGUUCUGCCUUUAGUGACAGGGCAGCUAUCUUCGCAACAACCACUUAUUGUAGCUGAAGGUUUGACCCUCCCUACAAAGUUUGAAUUACCUACAGAGAUUAUUUCAACUGACACUGCUGUUAGAAUACCAGGAGCAGCACCAGUAUCUCCAGUACCUCAUCCUCUACCUGUCGUUGUUGAUGUUACCCCAACACCGGAAGUAGCUAAGUUAAUGCCACCAUCUGCAGUUGCUAAGAUAUUAACUCCUGCAAUUGGUGAUGUAACACUAUCACCUGUAGUCACAGAAGUCCACCCAAUGACAGCACAGCCAGAAGUACCUCAUGUUACUUAUAUUCCACAGGUCUAUGGAGCAAUUACAUCCUCAUUAAUGUCACAUUCAAUGCCACCAAUGGAGGUUAUAGCAUUGCAGCCUGAACGAGAUACAACCACAGAUAUUUUAACAAAGGAUUAUAAUAUACAUUUUUCAAUGCCAUCAUCAGUGUUGCAGGCCAAGGAGUUGGCUGGGAUGUCAGUUAUUUCAACUGGGGAAACCACCAGUAGGAGGACAUCUAUAUCGUCCAUAGUACAACCAAUAUACACCACGAGUGAGAUUUUUACAUAUCCUGCAGACUAUGAAACACCAACGCAGGUGGUUACGACUGAUGCCUUUGCUGCUACCAGGAGAGAAUCCAUAACUAUGCAGCAAUCAUUACCAUUGACACAUAUUGUAAACAUGCCAGCUGAAAAAGAUGUUCCUAUUGAUGGUUAUGCUGUUCAGUUCCCCUACAGGAGAGGAUCUAUUCAUUCAACAGAACAAAGACCACAGGUAUUAACUUAUUCAUCGGAAUAUGAUCACCCUCUGGAGAUAAUAACCACUGAGGCAUACACCAGGAGAACCUCAAUGCCUGCUGCACAGGACAUUCCACAUGGUGUAUCUGUGGCUCCAGUCACUAUCACUAAAAUUCAGCAAGAGUCUAUUGAGAGCCAAGAGAUUCGAGGACCAGAAAAAGUGGUCGCCAGUAUGAGUCACAGGUAUUCAUCUUCAAUUUCCACUUUAGGCCAGCCUCCUGAAAGCCUGCCUAGCCUGGUCACUCAGGUGGUCACCACUGAGGUCCAGAGGACCACUGUUUCUGUUGUUCAUGAAAGACUUCCACAAGUCCCUCAUCCCAGUGUAGCAAUCACUAUACAACCAGACAUAGCUAAAGUCCAACCUCUGCCGAAACAGAAUGGGAAGAUAAUCUACCCUGGUGAUGUUAUUGAUUUACGUACCAUGAAGAUUGGCAUAAAGAUGACUGAACAAGGCAUGGACCUGACACCACCUGAAUCAUGUCGACAGUCUUUUUCAAGUGACUCUACUGGACGUCAAAUCACAGCAGUGCAGCCUGAGAUAGUCAAUCUUAGUACAGAGAUCAUCCCUGCAACCACACUGUCUGUGGUUACUGACAGCAUCACAAUUGUCACAUGCACAGCCACCAUUGCCUCAUACAACACUCCAGCAGAGAAACCAUUAGAUUUGCAGGGCCCUGGUGCGUCAUUGCCUCUGCCUCUUACCACAUACAAACAAUUUGAACCACUAGCUCAGAUUGUAUACAGACCUGUGAAUUCCCAGCCCGUAGUCAGUGCUGUAGCAUCCGCAGCUCAAGACAUACCCAUUAAUCUUUCCUUCGGAGCUCUGGUCUCCUCAGGAGGCAAACAGCCAAUGACUUCCCCAGCAGAUACCAGCAAUGGAGGUCCUGUCCUUUCUCUAGAGGCCACAGGGGCCAUGGAUCUGUCCAACUACAGACCAGUGAGAGCUAUGGUAGCUUUGUCUGACACAAGCCCAGGAGUGGUGACCACUGUUGUAGAGGAUGAUGGGACUCCAGUCGACCUUACAGCUGGUAGGAGGAGUGUAUGCUGUGAUGUCAUUUACAAGCUACCAUUUACAGGAAGCUGCAGAACACAGCCCCCGGUUACAGCCCAGCCUGACAACCGUUUUGGCUACAGAGAUGAUCACUACCAAUAUGAUAAUGCUGGCCUGUAUGGUAUCAAAGGCAUGAAUGGCAUAAAAGCCUCAAUGUCUGAAACCAACCUGACUGAGGCAGGACUGUUCUCCUAUGAUCCCAGGAAUGACUAUGACUAUCUUAGUGGAUCUUCAGAUGGCGCUAUAGAUCUCACUGCUGCUAAACUUUCUGCUGGUAAAGCUCUAGACUACACUAGCAAAGCUACUGGAGUCUACCCUGGGAUGACUACUGCUCCAUAUUCCCAGGUUCCAACAGCUGGGUUUGGGGUAAAUGGUGUUCUAAGAACCUCAGAUGGAAUAGUUUACACCUCUGUUGCUGCUCCAGUUCCAUCCACAUAUGCAAUUACAACUCAACCAGGCUCCAUCUUCAGCACUACCUUAACACCUACGUCAACAGUCCAGAACCAGUCAUUGCCACAUCCGUACGGCUUCAUUCCCAGUACAGACCCUGGACAGAUAAUUCCUUUUGACACAGGGCUACCAAAAGAGCUUCUACCCACAGCUUUGGCUGACAUCAUAACAGGCUAUCCGGACAUGUACUCAGACACCACCCUGGAAGCAAUUGCUGCCUCUCUGGAUGCCUUAGCCUCUUCUCCAAUAUUCCCUGGCUUAGACAAUACCAAGAUGGCCCAGUAUCAGAUGGAAAGGGAGUUUCUAGAGCUAGAAAAGCUUAAGCAGCUUUGUCUCGCUGAGGAGCUUGAGUGGGAGAGGCAGGAGAUCCAGCGUUACCGUGAACAGGAGCAGCUCAUGGUCCAAAGGGAGCUCGAGGAGCUUCAGGCUCUGAAACAGCAGCUUCUCAUGCAACAAGAGGAAGAGCACCAUGCCCACAUGGUGGCCCAGCAGGAGACCUAUGCCCAGCAGAAAGAGCAGUUGCAGCAAAUCCAACAACUCCAACUUCAACUCCAGCGCCAGCUUGAUGAGCACUAUGGUAGUACUGGUACCACAGGAAACCUCCUAGAUGCUAAAUAUGCAGGGGUAGGGGACAGUGGCCAGUACUGGCCUGUCAAAGAUGAGUCAACAACUUCAACUAUUGGGACACAGUUAGAGAAAAGUCAGGACCAGCUUAAUCUAGUAAAUAGGCUUCAAGCUGAUCAGGACACAGGGAAAAAAAUAAUUGAUAGUGGAGUGCAGACAGAUGAUGAGGACUCAGCAGAGAAGCAGCAUGUAGGAAGGAGAAAGAAGAAUAAGAGAAAUGUUGAUAGCUCAGCUCAGACUGAUGAUGAGGACCAAGAUGAAUGGGAUGCUCCCACAAAAGCACGAAGACGCUCUCGAAAACAUAGCAGUGAUGGGAAACAUGGCUCCAAGGUCUCUAGCAUUGCUAUCCAGACAGUGGCUGAGAUAUCUGUCCAGACUGACCACUCUGGAACUAUCAAACGACCAAAUGUCCAGAUGGACACCAGGGUGGAAAUCAUCAAGCAUAUCUCAGCUCCAGAGAACUCUCAGAGAGGUGGCAGUCUGAGCUGUCAGACAGACUCAGACAGAAGGCACACACCCAUUGAGAUUGGCUACAGCACACUCCUAACAGCAGAUGUCCCCUCUAAGUCUAACGUCUUCUACACCUCGGUCUCCCCCAUGUCCCCGGAAAAGUCACUUGGAGGGCAGAGAAUGCUGACUGCUGACCCAACCAGAUUUUCCUCUGGCCCUCGAACAUUAAAGGCUGGUCAGAAGUCUCUGUCUGAUCCUAAAUCCCUAAGUCCUGCCACAGAUGACAGGAUGGGUGGAUACUAUGCAGAGAGCUAUUCUAGCCGAGGCUCUCCCUCUGGUACAGGUAAGAAGGUAAAGCGGACACUACCAGACCCGCCUCCUGAGGAUGACUCUCUGUCAGGACGGUCAGGCUACAUCACCAACUCUGCUCGUCGUCGUCUUGCCCGCAGUACAACAAUGGCCCGGGCAAAGAUCCUGCAGGACAUUGACAAGGAGCUUGAUCUGGUGGAGAGAGAGUCUUCUAAACUUCGCAAGAAACAAGCAGAGCUAGAUGAAGAGGAAAAGGAGAUUGAUGCCAAGCUACGGUACCUGGAGAUGGGUAUCAAUCGACGUAAGGAGGCCUUGCUGAAGGAGAGAGAGAAGAGAGAGAGGGCCUAUCUCCAGGGGGUGGCAGAAGAAAGAGAUUACAUGUCAGACAGUGAGGUUAGCAACAUCAGAGAGGCCAGGGCUGAUGGCCUGGAGAGACCACGGACAGCUCCCCAGUCUGAGUUUGACCAAUUCAUUCCCCCUCAGACAGAAGCUGAUUCCCAGUACAACACACUAACUAGUCCCUACUCUCACUAUGCCCAGUAUGUUCCCCAGACCCAAACUACCAGCCAUUACACCCAACAGAACCUAUAUCAGCAACAAUCUCUUUACCAUCAACAGGUGUCUCCUUACGCGACCCUGUCCCUCUCCCAUGCCCAGACUCAGUCUAGCAGCUACCAACAUGCUUUGCUUUUGCAACAGGGAAAGCAGCGACAAUCUACCCUGUCUGAUUUAGAACCUAAAAUCACCACCAACUAUGAAGUGAUACAUAACCAGCCUCUGCUCAUUGUGCCAACCUCCACAGAAAGUGGUUAUGGGGUUGCUCACCUAGGGGGCAAGUAUGGCAGCUUGGACUUGAGGCUAGGGCUAGGGGAGAGGAGCAUGGCCUCUAGCCCCAUGUCUAGCAUUUCUGCUGAUUCCUUCUAUGCCGAUAUUGACCACCACAAUUCCAGGAACUACGUGCUGAUAGAGGACAUAGGGGAGCUCACCAAGGCCUCAACGGGGCUGGGCAACACCGGCUUGGGUUCUGGAUUCAACAUGCCUGAUAAGGAGUUGUCCAAGGCUGACAGACUACUCAGGGCAGCAGAAGUCAGGCGCACAGCAGAGGUGGCAGAUUUUUUAGGCUCAUCUCGACUUCAGGGCUAUGGUAAAGGAGAAGAUGACACUAUGGAGGAGCCUUAUGAGCUGAAGCUACUAAAGCAGCAGAUCAAGCAGGAGUUCAGGCGAGGAACUGAAGGACUAGAACACUUAACAGGCCUGGGCCUGCCUCAGUAUCUCCCCAGUGAUGGCAGUUUUCGCCACUUCCCUAAAGGAGAAAAAUAUAGCAUCGGCAGGCUCACCCUUGAAAAGCAGGCUGCAAAACAGCUCCCAGCGGCUGUGCUUUACCAGAAACAGAUGAAGAACAAAAAGGCCCUAAUAGACCCUAAGGCCAUUACAAAAUGUUCUCCAAUUCAGGAGAGUAGGGACCUGGAGCCUAACUUUGGAAGCUACAUGGGAUCUGGGGCCUCUUCUGUGACCAAUCUGGCAGCAACAGCUAGGUUGCUUCAGGAUGAGAUUACAUUUGGGCUAAGAAAGAACUUGUCUGAGCAACAAAAAUAUUUGGGCUCCUCCAUGGGGGCCAAUUUAGCUGGUUCUCUUAAUCUUGGCCAGUCCCUUGGACUUGGAUCCACUAUCAGGGCCAUUGCCCAGGAUGAUGGCAACUACCCAAGUGGCACCCGUUCCAGACCCUCAUCACGCCCCUCCUCCCGCCCCUCUUCUGUCUAUGGCUUGGAUCUAUCUAUCAAACGGGACCUAUCCAGCUCCUCGCUUGGACUUAAAACAGAAGGAGAGGUCUUGGAUGCAGCAUUUGCCCCUGGGGUGGCCAGAGCAAAGCCCACCAGUUUACCUAUCAGCCAAAGUAGGGGCCGUAUCCCCAUUGUGGCUCAGAACUCUGAAGAGGAGAGCCCUCUGAGCCCAGUGGGCCAGCCUAUGGGCAUGGCUAGAGCCUCAGCUGGACCUCUCCCGCCCAUCUCUGCUGACUCCAGGGACCAAUUUGGGUCCAGCCAUUCCCUGCCAGAGGCACAGCAACAUAUGAGGGAGGAAUCUCGGACGCGAGGCUAUGAUCGAGACAUCGCAUUCAUCAUGGAUGACUUGCAAGGCGCCAUGUCUGACAGCGAAGCACUAAGUGAGUCCAUGCUGGCUUUGAACAGAGAUGAUGCCAGAAUCUUUCAUGAAAGUAUCAGACACGCUGGAGGCCCAAACUGGAAUAUAGAAGCCUACCACCUCAGGAGAGAGGACACAGAUUGGUUUGAUAAGCCAAGAGAAGGGCAUCCGCAGAGUGGAAACAUGUCAGACAGGAGACAGAUGAAACUGGUCCCUUAUGCCUUUCCUCACACUUGCAUCAAGCUGAAGAGAGACCUGAAGGACACCAGUGUGUCAGGGAAUGGACUAGGGAUCCGUGUGGUAGGUGGGAAGGAGAUUCCAGGGAGCCGAGGAGAGAUUGGAGCUUACAUUGCCAAAGUUAUCCCUGGUGGUGUGGCAGAACAAACAGGAAAAGUUGUAGAGGGAAUGCAGGUGUUGGAGUGGAAUGGAAUCCCUCUGACGGGAAAGACUUACGAAGAAGUGCAGUGCAUCAUGGGCCAGCCGUGUGCAGAGGCGGAGCUCUGUGUGAGACUCGACCUUAAUAUGCUGUCUGACCCUGAGCACCCACAAGCCCUGGAGCACCAUGUCCAGCUUAAGGCUGUGGGUGGGCAGCGUUCCCCUGGUGUGGAUCCUAAGCAGUUGGCUGCAGAACUGCAGAAAGUAUCCCAGCAGCUGGCUCCUGGUGUUGCCGGAGCAGGGCUUGGGCCUGGGGGUUUGGGGGUCCUCUCUGCACUGGAGCGCUCUGCCCUCCUCCACUCGGGUCCAGGAUCGGCUGCCUCCAGUGGUGUGCCAAGCCCCGGUCAGCCCGCAUCCCCUGCCAUAAACAAGAAACAACGACACAAGCCAAUAGAGGUAAUGAGGAUACCUCACCCCAUCACUGGAGAAAUUCAGCUCCAGAUCAACUAUGACAGGAACCUGGGAAACCUGAUCGUCCACGUCCUGCAGGCUAGAAACCUGGCCCCGAGGGACAACGACGGCUACUCUGACCCUUUUGUCAAGGUCUACCUCUUACCUGGGAGAGGCCAAGUCAUGGUUGUCCAGAAUGCAAGUGCUGAUAACAAGAGAAGGACCAAGUAUGCACAGAAGACCAUGAACCCAGAAUGGAACCAGACUGUCAUCUACAAAAACAUUCAUCUGGAGCAGUUAAAGAAAAAGACGCUGGAAGUGACAGUUUGGGACUAUGACAGGUCCUCCUCCAAUGACUUCCUUGGAGAAGUGUUGAUUGACUUGUCGAACACGGCCCAGCUCGACAACACUCCUCGAUGGCUGCCGCUGAAGGAGCAGAGUGAGAGCAUUGAGCACAACAAAGCCCACCAUGCUGCUCAAGGCCCACCGGGGUCUGGCUCAGGUCAGGGUUAUGGUCAGGGACACAGCCUAGGCCAUAUGUCAGGCUCUGGGAUGGGGCCUGGGCAUGGUAUGGGACAGGGUCAUGGACCGGAUGGGAGUCAUGAUUCACCUAAAACCUCUGUAAUCAAGAGCAGAAGCCAUGGAAUCUUCCCUGAUCCAGCCAAAGACAUGCAGAUGAUGCCUUUGGAAAAGUCACACAGCAGCCCAGGCAGCUCCAAGUCUUCCUCUGAUGGCCAACUGCGCUCCCACGGCCCCUCCCGAAGCCAAAGCAAGAGCAGCGUCACUCAGGCCCACCUUGAGGAUGCUGGGAUAGCAAUUGCUGCUGCCGAGGCUGCCGUGCAACAGUCCCGCCUGCAACCAAGACCAGGACACCGAUUGGGAGAUGUCUCAGGGUCAGUGGUGCUGUCUGCCCCGAGUCUUGUGGGAGACGCCUAUGGAGGUCUGGAUGGGGAAGAGGGGGCUGGGACUGGAGUGGACAGUGCCAUAUUCCAAGUGCCACGCAUUGGUAAGACUAUUCCUAACGGCACCGACAAAAACCAAGUAGGCACCCCAGAAAAUGAAGGUGGUAAAACACAAGUAAUGGGGGAGAUCAAGGUGGCUCUCAAGAAGGAGGUGAAGACAGAAGGCGACCAACUGGUCUUGGAGAUCCUUCAAUGCAGAAAUAUCACUUAUAAAUUCAAAAGCCCCGACCACCUGCCAGACCUGUACGUGAAGUUGUAUGUGGUAAAUGUAGCCACUCAGAAGAGGAUCAUCAAGAAGAAGACCAGAGUUUGUCGACAUGACAGAGAGCCCUCUUUCAAUGAGACCUUCAGAUUCCCCCUCAACUCAACUGGACACUCCAUACAGCUUUUCUUGGUGUCCAAUGGAGGCAAGUUCAUGAAGAAGACCCUGAUAGGGGAAGCCUACAUCUGGCUGGACAAGGUAGACAUGAGGAAGAGAGUGGUCAGCUGGCACAAAUUGUUCGUCAGCUCCACUCAGACCAACCCCUGAGCGCCGUCCAGAUAGAUGAAAGGUGAAGCCAGAAUGUACUAGUUCAGAGAUGAUUAAGAGAAAAAAAAAUCAAGAAGUGGAACUAAAAAAGAUACAUUUAAUUCAGUUCAGAAGUUUUAAGAAGGAGGGAAUUAUGUGCUAAUACCAUAACAACUUUAUCAGUCCAACACUGCCAGCCCACAUGUCCACCUCAUAUCGAGUUUGUGCUGGCUGUGCUUGAUUGUGGGAUGCAAACAUGCAAAUACCACAGCAGGCACUGAAACAUGCAGCAAUAUGGCUUUUAGAGCAGGGUUGUCUUUCUUACCUUAGUUCCACUCCAUGGUCCACAUGAGACUUUGAUGUUUCAGUGUUGUGCAACUAAACAAACAUAUCUAUCAGAAGGAAAGAUGAAGAAAAAACUGGAAUUUGAUCAUUAACUGGAUUAGCAUUGUGUUUUCAUUGUUGAAAUGCCCAAGUGAUGGUUGUGAUGUGUGUGAAAACCAGUGGUCUUGAAAUGCUUAAUGAUGAAGGAAUGUUCUUUUGUAUGAUAGUCUUAUAGUUUCAUGUAAAAAGAAGGGAAAAAAAGAGUCAGACAGUUGACUUUUGCUAUGGGAUGAAGACAAAAUGUACAGCACUACAGAUUGUAGAUAUCACACAUGCAGAUUACAGAGCAUAUCAGAGAACCACAUUGUACAGUGUGAUGUUUAUAUAAUAUACAAAGAUAUCAGAUGCAGAAUAUAUCUAAAUACAAUAUAAUGUAUAAGAGUUCUUCUCCUGUCACCAGAUUAUUUAUAAUAAAAAUAUAGACAUAUGAUCUCUGUUUAAGGUUGUGGGUGACGCACUGACAAUCCAGUAGGCUACUUUAGUCUAUGGUGUAGGCAGUCUAAAUAGCCGUUUUGUGAAUGUGGACCUCUGAUUACACUGAUGCACCAUUAGAUAUUUAACAGGGCUGUGAUUACACAUUUGAAAGGUCAAAGUCAACAUUCAGUGAUCCAUGCUAUUGUGUAAGGCAGGUUAAAAUGAACAGCAUUUUGGUUUUCGAAAUCCAAAACACUUGCUGUGUGGAAAGUUACAAGCCAACUGUAGAGGAUGACAAGAGUUUAUCACAUCUGUGUCAUGUGUACGACAUUUUUACUUUAAGGCUGUUGUAGUUCAGAGCUCAGAGUAGCUCAGAGUAUGCUAAUAUGUAUUUAUGUGUAGCUCAUCAUGUAAUUACACUGUUGGAAUGAACAUGUAAUUUACACAAGUUGUGUCAAAACCAUCUGUGGAUCUGCGACUGCCAUCGCUUCAGUAUGACAGCUUUGCUUUCUGUGUAUUAGUAAAACCCCCUGGUCUGAGUUUUACCUAAAAAAUAAUUUCAAAUGAAAAAAAAAAAAAGUUCUUACCAGUCAAAUGUCAAGGUUUCUCUGUGUGUCCGGCUGUGCUGUAAAACUCACUAUGCUGUUUUUAUGUGAGUGACUCCCGCAACACAGUAAACCAGCCUCUUUCACUGCCUGUGACCAAAACACUCACUCAGGCCCACUUCAGUCAGAUGGGGGCCAAGUCUCAGUACUAAUUUGGAGCAGGUGACCCAUGUAUUCAUCGUGUAAUGUUAUGCCUCCAUAUCUAUAGAAAGAAAAAGAAAAAAACACUAACAAAUGACCCUCAGAACUACUGUCGGUAUAUUUAAGCAUAUCACUGGGCUGAUGCAAUUUUUUAAAGAAUUAAACAUAACAGAGGAAACAACAAAGACACUAAGAACACGAUGUCACUUAAAUGAUAUAGCAAAGGAUAACAAAAAAGAGACUAUACUAAAGAAGGGAUCGUGGUUAAUUUUUCAGAUAUUUAAUUUGUUGUGCCAACCUUACUUUUUUAAUUCCAGACCCAUUGGUUCUUAAUUCUAUGCAACAUAGAAGUGUUUGAAUGUAUUAUUUUUUUUUGGAACUUAAUGUUAUAUCUGUGAAGAUAUGGUCUAAAAGAAAUUUGUAGAAAAAAAUACUUUAAUUUGUACAUCAUUAAAAGAAAACAUUAAAUAUAUUGAUUGUUUUUACUGAUUUUAAUAUAAAUUGAGGUUAACAGCUGUUAACUUCUACAUAGAGCGUGUGCACUUUAUUGUUACAUUGUUUAUUUUCUUGUCUUAUUUUAACUGUCAUGACAUGCAAGAUUAUGUGUUUUGUGUUUCUGCACUGAAAUGAACUGAAUGUGUGUAAUGUGGCGGCAGAAAAUAUUGUGGUGUGCAUUUUGUAUUGACUGUAUGUGGCAAAAGAAAAACAUACAAACACGUUGGGGUUCCUAAACACAAUACACAAUCUGGGGAGAAAUGACCUUUACAGUAGAUCAUGCUCAUAGUCUAUUUAACAGUCUGUGUACAACGUACAGUAAAUGAGACCUAGUCCCUCAAUGCUCAGUGAUGACUGUUUAACCCCUCGUGUUUCAUUAGACCUUCCUCAAGCUAAUUACUGUUUGUUCCGAUCUGCUGUUGCCUGUAAUUGUGAAACCAUCCAUUUGUUGUUGUUCUGAGGGGUGUGGAUGUGACUCAAGUCCUUUGACAUGUGUACAUAAAGUGUUUAUUUUCUACAAAGAUUGAAUGUUUAUAUCGUCCGAAGUUUGAGCAUGUGAGUGUCGAAAAAAAAAUCACAAAAGACUUAUAAUUGUACAGCAAUGCGUGUCUAUAGUUGUAUAAGGGGAGUUGACUGUGUAAUCAAAACAUGUGCUGUCAACCAAUGACUGUCUGUGCAACCACGUCCCGUAAACGGCUGAAACAACACAAAGGGAAAAAAAAACUAUUCAACUUAGUAUAGUUGUCUGAGACUUUGUGUUUUGGAUGUUGCAUGUUUUGUUGAUGGUUUGUCUGUAUAUUUUGCCUACAGAUUAUGUUUAAAAAGAGAAAUAAUAUGUAUAGAUUUAUCCGUAUGCUGACUGUAAAGAAAUAUGCUUGUAAAAUUGUCUUGUUUUUCACUCAGUGUAAAAACAAAGAAUCUAAUGUUAUGGUUUUGUGGUUGUACACAGGAUGUGUAGAGAUAUUAUGCAAAUUGUGCUGUAAAAGAUCAGCUGUUUCCCCUGAGUCUAAAGAAUAAAAGAAUAAAUAUUAAGAAGAGCUAUAUUACA